Messenger RNA from Laetiporus sulphureus 93-53, 3187 nucleotides. RefSeq names its product glycoside hydrolase family 31 protein. Lineage: Eukaryota; Fungi; Basidiomycota; Agaricomycetes; Polyporales; Laetiporaceae. The record is from RefSeq and is a predicted model, not a curated record. Gene Ontology annotation, cellular component: glucosidase II complex. Gene Ontology annotation, molecular function: alpha-glucosidase activity; carbohydrate binding. Bases 51 to 2957 code for a protein of 968 amino acids. Gene Ontology annotation, biological process: N-glycan processing; carbohydrate metabolic process. The transcript is spliced from 6 exons.
GUCCUCCCAAUCACCUUGUCUUGCUGGCGGGAGCGACUGACACUGCAAGCAUGCGGUUGUUCCACCUGCUAGUGCUACUCUGCUCCGUGCCAGCAUCAAUUGCAGUCAAGUCUUCAGAUUUUAAGACAUGUUCUCAGGCUGCAUUCUGUCGACGAGGUCGUGCGUUAGCCGACAGAGCUGAUGCAGCUAGCUCAUGGACCUCACCUUACUCUGUCAAUGCUUCAACUCUUUCUCUUGCCCCUGAUCAGGCAUCUUUCACAGCUGCUAUCAAAUCUGCUCUGUACCCCGAUAUCAAGUUCGGGCUGGAUGUGCGGAUUCACGACGAUGGCGCCGUCAGAGUCCGUAUGGACGAGGAAGACGGUCUGAGGAAGAGAUACGACGGCGCGGCGUCUUGGGCACUGGUUUCUGAGCCCGCGAUUAGCAAAAACAUCAAGUGGUCAAUUGGACCGACCGAGGCUCGUGCAAAGUACGGUGAGAACGGAGAUGUCGAAGUCGUGGUGGCUUUCCAGCCUCUCAAGGUGACCUUACUGCGCGAUGGCAAGGAGCAGGUUGUUCUCAAUGGUCGCGGCCUCCUGCACAUGGAACACUUCCGCAAUAAGCAGGAAAGCGAUGAGAAUACCCCCGUUGAUGCGCCGGUGGAGGAUGGCCAAGUGGUCAUGCAGGUCAAUAACCGCGCUUGGUUCGAGGGUGAUAGCGAAGACGGUUAUUGGGAGGAGAAGUUCGGUACAUGGACGGAUUCCAAGCCUAAGGGCCCGGAGUCCUUAUCUAUCGACAUCGCCUUUCCCAAUCAUGGUCAUGUCUAUGGCAUUCCCCAGCACGCGACACGCCUCUCGCUCCCAACUACUCGUGGAGAGGAAGCGUACUAUUCCGACCCCUACCGACUGUAUAAUACGGACGUAUUUGAGUAUCUCGCCGACUCGCCCAUGUCGCUGUACGGGUCGAUUCCAGUUAUGCACGCCCAUUCCGUGGACUCGACCGUCGCUAUCUUCGAUGCCGUAGCAUCUGAGACCUGGAUCGACGUCGCGCAUCCGAGACCUGGCGCCACAGAGACCCACUGGAUCUCCGAAUCUGGCAUCCUAGAUAUUUUCAUCAUGCCUGGACCAACGCCUGUAGACAUUUUUACGCAAUACACGAAGCUUACGGGGACGCCGUCGCUGCCUGCACUCUGGGCUCUUGGAUAUCAUCAGUGCAGGUGGAACUACAUCAGCUCGGACGAUGUACGCCACGUGCAGAAGGGCUUCGACCAGGAGGACAUGCCAGUUGAUGUCUUCUGGCUAGACAUAGAGUAUGCCGAGGACCAUAAGUACUUCAUAUGGGACAAGAGGACUUUCCCGGACCCGGUCGACAUGACGCAUGACGUCGAGGCCAUCGGACGCAAGAUGGUCGUCAUUGUCGAUCCUCACUUAAAACGAACGGCUGACUAUCCAGUCUACGAGGAAGCCAAAGAACUCGGCGUGUUGGUAAAGUCGGCGAGCGGCGACAAUGACUACGAAGGCUGGUGUUGGAGCGGGAGCAGCUCCUGGAUUGACUUCUUCAACCCGAAAAGCUGGGGCUGGUGGAAGGGGGUUUUCAAGACGGUGUCGCAGAAUGGGCAUUGGAGCUGGACAGAGAGUACCGUCGACACAUACAUUUGGAACGACAUGAACGAGCCGUCUGUGUUCAACGGACCUGAGAUCAGCAUGCCGCGUGACAACAUCCACUAUGGCGGUUGGGAGCAUCGUGACAUUCACAACAUCAACGGAAUGCUCUUGCACAACAUGACGUCGCAAGCCCUUAUGGCACGCACGGAUCCACCGAAGCGUCCCUUCGUCCUGACUCGCUCCUUUUACGCCGGUUCUCAGCGUUUCGGCGCGAUGUGGACUGGUGACAACCUUGGCACAUGGGAGCACAUGGCGGCUGGUGUCCGUAUGGUGCUUGCAAACAACAUCGGCGGGUUCAGCUUUGCUGGGUCCGAUGUAGGAGGAUUCUUCGGUAACCCGGAGCCAGAGAUGCUGGUGCGCUGGUACGAAGUUGGGAUCUUCUCGCCGUUCUUCCGGGCGCAUGCGCACAUCGACACGAAGCGUCGCGAACCGUACCUCCUCGAUGAGCCGUACAAGAGCAUGAUCCGUGGCCUCCUCCGCCUGCGAUACAGCAUGUUGCCCAUGUGGUACACCGCCUUCCGAGAGACGAGCGUCACGGGUCUGCCUGUGUUGCGGCCGCACUACGUGGUAUUCCCGCGGGACGAGUCCGGUCUCGCAAUCGACGACCAGUUUUUCGUCGGGAGCUCUGGGCUGCUGGUGAAGCCUGUGACGGAGAAGGGCGUGACGGAGACCUCGAUUUACCUCCCAGAGAACGAGGUGUACUACGACUACUACUCGCACGAUGCAUACAGGGGCACUUCCGCCGGCAAGGAGGUCGUUGUUCCUGCCGACCUAAGCAAGACUCCCCUCCUCGUCCAUGGGGGUUCGAUCAUCCCUACGCGCGAGCGGCCAAGGAGAUCCUCUCCACUCAUGCACUACGACCCCUUCACUCUGCGGGUGGCCCUGAGCCAGGACGGUGCAGCGCGGGGCGAGCUUUACCUCGACGACGGUGUAACGUUCUCGCAUCAGGAUGGCAACUUCAUCUGGCGAGAGUUCACGGCCGACAAGAUCGACAGCACUGCAAAGAGCGUCCGAAUCGUAAGUCGUGAUCUGGCCACGGCUAGACCAGACGAAGCUGUUGAUGGAGUGGCGUUGGCAAAAUACGACGAGUCGAACGCGUUCACGAGGGACAUAGUCGGCGUGCGGGUGGAGAGGAUCGUCGUGCUCGGCUUGGCUGGAAAGCCUACGCGUGUUGAGGUAGCGGGCAGGAAGUUGUACUGGGAGUACGCGCCUGGUAUCGCGGCGUCGGACAAAAGGGAAGGCGUGGCGAGUGUUCUGGUCAUUAAAGACCCAGGCAUGAGCAUCGUCAGCGAUUGGGAGCUUACCAUCCAGGCUUGAUAGACAGCAAGCUCCAAGUGUAUACCAGAUAGUUGAAUACCAUGUACUUUCCCUAUGUCUGCAUUGGACAGGGCGCAAACUUGUAUCUGUACGGGUGCAUGACCAGGCUACCGAUCGUCCUACAUCAUUGCUCUUGGCCCGAGAGCUCCUGAAUGCUUCAAUUGAGCAGGGGAACGAUUGUAAUUCUCGGUCAUCCGAGCAGGUGGCGCCCUUGGAUAUGACAUUGCAUU